AUGAAGUUCACUGCUGCUCUUGUCAUCGCAUCUGCCAUUGGCGUUUACUGCCAAGCCAACACCGGUGCCGUCUCCAGCGUGGCUAGUGUAAGCCGCGUCCCAGCUGCUACGUCCACUUCUAGGAUUACUGCGCGAACUACCGGGCGUCCUACAACCAGCGUCGGGACCAUCUCACGACCAACCACUAGACGGACAAACACUACGGUGAUCGCUGCUGGGCCGAAUCCUGUUGCCCCUGGAGUCGGCUUGGCUGCCCUCAUGGCCCUUGGUGCCUUGAUAUAA
Molecule: messenger RNA, 282 nt
Organism: Metarhizium acridum CQMa 102
Lineage: Eukaryota; Fungi; Ascomycota; Sordariomycetes; Hypocreales; Clavicipitaceae
Source: RefSeq, a predicted model, not a curated record